This is a messenger RNA of Plectropomus leopardus (leopard coralgrouper), 1208 nucleotides long. The record is from RefSeq and is a predicted model, not a curated record. Lineage: Eukaryota; Metazoa; Chordata; Actinopteri; Perciformes; Serranidae.
UAGUGUUUACUGCAUGUCUGAUUUGCCUCAUCAUUUCACUCCACUCCUGGAAAACACCUUUCCGUUGACUCUGCUGCAGCCGAAGUUGUUGAAAUUCAGUCAUGAUACUUUAACAGAGACCUGAAAGUUAACGGGCGCAGGUCGGAAGAUAACAGAAGAGCGGAGAGAUGGCCAUCGCCCACGUGGCUACAGAGUAUGUUUUCAGCGAUUUUCUGCUGAAGGACCCGAACCAGGCUCGAUACCGCAGCGUCCGAACUGAGCUGGUUGUAGACAAGAUGGUGACUUGUGUGGCAGUAGGCCUGCCCCUGCUCCUCAUCUCUCUGGCCUUUGCUCAGGAGGUCUCAGUCGGAACUCAGAUCAGCUGUUUUGCUCCAACCAACUUCUCCUGGAGGCAGGCUGCUUAUGUGGACUCGUACUGCUGGGCAUCUGUACAUACACACACUCUACCUCUGUGGCUACAUAAGUUCUUUCCCUACAUUCUGCUGCUGGUGGCGGUGCUGAUGUACACCCCGGCGUUGUUCUGGAGGUUUUCUGCGGCGCCCCUCCUGCAGUCGGACCUCGGCUUCAUCAUGGAGGAGUUAGACCGGUGCUACAACCGCGCUGUCACUCUGGCCAAACGCAUGGCUACCUCAGGACUGCUCACUCCAGACAGUGACCCCACCGAGGGCUGUUUCAACUACCCGCUGGUGGAGAAGUUUCUGAUGACCAAGCGUUGCUCGCGGUCGAUGCUGUUUUACUACCUGCUGUGUCGCGGCCUGACUCUGGUCACCCUGCUGUGUGCCUGCGUCUACCUGGGCUACUACCUCCGCCUGGCCUCCCUCACCGAUGAGUUUGGCUGCACGCUGCGUACCGGCCUGCUCGCCUCCGACCCGGGCAUCCCCGACAAGGUGCAGUGUAAGCUCAUCGCUGUGGGAGUCUUCUCUUUGCUGAGCAUGGUCAACUUGAUCGUCUUCAUUGCCCUGAUCCCCGUGGUGAUCUACGCCAGCCUCCGACCCCUCUUCUGCAAUGGAUACGCCCGCUUCCUGGAAACCUACCAAUCACUGCCCACCGUGAGCGUGCUGCCCACCCCCGCUAACCAGUGGGACGAUCUCUCUCUCUAUCUGCUGUUCCUGGAGGAGAACCUCAGUGAACUCAAGUCCUACAAAUACAUCAAGGUGUGUCCAGGACUGCGUCCGAAACGAUCUGUCCAGGUGUGCUGCAUCACCUAA